GGCGCGGGGCCCAUCUGCGGGAGGCAGACCUGCCGCCCAGCACGACCGGCCUCCUCCGGAGCGGUGGGUUUAACUCGGCUGUUUGAAAACGCCACGGACGUGAUGCAAAUCCAGCCCUUGCUUGCGAGCGCAUCUUGCAUUCUCUGAAAUGCAGGAUGGGGCCGGAUAGGCAGGAUUUAACUGGACUUUCACCUUACCCUGGCAAUCUGCAAUGGGAAAACAACUGACGCCAGUGUCCAGCAAGGAUGGGGGAUGCCAGCAGCCCUGCCCCUUGCACAGCCUGGUUCCCUGGGGUCCCCCCAGCCACAGCUUCUGCCUGGCCCUGUAGGUGAGGUUGGACUGCCGAAGCCGUUGCUGGAUCAUCCCAAGGAGGAACAGGAGAAGCAAAGCUCAUCUUGUUGACCUUUUUCCCUGGCCCGGAGCACCUUGCUGGGCUGUCACAUGGGUGAUCCCCACCGAGGACAAACCAGGGGUGUCUGCGGCCGGGUCUCAUCCUUUGGAUGCUCCUGGGCUUCCCCCUGCUGCGACGGGACCACUCCGGGGGGAAUUUCACCUUGCCAAGAGGAAGGACUUUGCAUACGGAGGUGGAGUGGCCUUGGGGUGCACGCGGAGACGGCUUCACACACCUCCCCGCCCCGAGUUGGGAAAGGCAUUUCUGGUCCCUGGGAAGGGACAUCCCAUGCUGGGACUGUGAGCAUCACCUCUUCGGAUCAACUUUCUGCUCCCGCCGCUUCCCCAUGACCUGGAGCAAAGGCUGGGAAGGAGGAAAAGAGGAGUCCUCUGCUGCAGAAAACGCCUUGCGGGUGCCGCAUGGGAAAGCAGGGGAGCGAUGCUCUGUCCUCUAUUCUGCUGGACAGUUUUUCUUCGAGUACCUGGUGGUGGUGUCGCUGAGGAAGACAUCAGAUGGACGUUAUGAACCCAAGAUAACCUACCAGUUCCCAAAGCGCGAGAACUUGCUGAAGGGCCAGAAGGAGGAGGAGGAGCGCCUCCUGCAAGCCAUCCCCCUCUUCUGCUUCCCCGACGGCAACAACUGGGCCCCUGUCACUGACUUCACCAGCGAAACCUUUUCUUUCGUCCUGACCAAUGUGGAUGGCAGCAGGAAGAUUGGCUACUGCAGGCGGCUGCUGCCAUCCGGCCGUGGUGACCGCCUCCCUGAGGUCUUCUGCAUCAUCAGCUGCCUGGGCUGCUUCGGGCUCUUCUCCAAGAUCUUGGAUGAGGUGGAGAAGAGGCGCCAGAUCUCCAUGGCAGUGAUUUACCCCUUCAUGCAGGGCCUUCGGGAAUCGCCCUUCCCAGCUCCAGGGAAAACUGUCACCAUUAAAAGCUUCAUCCCCGAGUCAGGCACAGAGCUCAUCGAGCUCACGCGGCCCGUGGAUGCCCACCUGGAGCACGUGGAGUUUCAGGCUCUGCUCCAGCGCCUCAGCCCCCACCUCAUCCUGCACAUUUUCGCCUCCGCCGUGUUGGAGCGACGGCUCAUUUUCCUGGCGGAGGAGCUGAGCGUCCUGUCGCAGUGCAUCCACGCGGUGGCUGCUCUCCUCUACCCUUUCACCUGGGCUCACACCUACAUCCCUGUGGUCCCCGAGUGCCUGCUGGACACCGUCUGCUGCCCCACACCCUUCAUGGUCGGCAUCCAGAUGCGGCACCUGGAGCGGGUCCUGGACCAGCCGAUGGAGGAGGCUCUGAUGGUUGACCUCUGCGAAGGGAAGAUCCUCCGGGCGGUCGGCGAUGAGGAGGAGAUCUUGCCCAUCAAGCUGCAGAAUGAGAUGCUGAUGUCUCUGAACAGGCACAACAACAACAACAACGUACACACAUCCGAGCAGGUGAAUGCACUCGUCUCUGAAGCCUUCGUGCAGUUCUUCGUCCGAAUGGUUGGCCACUACGCCUCACACAUCAAGUGGAGUAAAAACGGCUCCGGCACCUUCCAGGAGCGAGCCUUCUGCAAGGCCAUCGCCUCCAAGACCAACCGCAAGUUUGUGAAGAAGUUUGUGAAGACAAACAUGUUUUCCCUAUUUAUUGAGGAAGCGGAAAAGAGCAGGAUCCCACAGGAAGCGUAUUUCCAGCAGAAGAUAACAGAGUACCACGAACAGAAGAAGCACCGAAGGGACUCCUGAAGUCCAGCCUGGGAACACCGGAGCAGGGCUGGGACUGAGCAGGUCCCCGCCAGCAGCACCACGCUGCGCAGACUCGACACGUGCCCUGGCCGAGGGCAGAGCGCGCCGGACUCCGCUGGACCUGUCCGCCGGUUCCCACCCGUCUGCGACUCAUGAGAUGCGUGGGCAGCACUGAACACCAGUUUCCACCCUUUCUUUUUUCCUCAGGGCAGCGUUGCGCUGGCAAACUCUUUUGCACAGAGCUAGCAAGCAGGCUGGGAUUUCUUUUCUGACCUUGCUAGCAACCGGGACAAACCACGACUCGCAGCGCCCGGCCCCGCGCAGAGUCUGUGGCCCCAUCAGGACCUCACGCGGCGAGGGAGGGACGUCAGGGAGCUGGCUGCAGGACA
Egretta garzetta (little egret) is the source of this 2497-nucleotide messenger RNA. RefSeq names its product DENN domain containing 2D (gene DENND2D). The coding region runs from base 501 to 2108 and encodes 535 amino acids. The record is from RefSeq and is a predicted model, not a curated record. NCBI's taxonomy places the organism in Eukaryota, Metazoa, Chordata, Aves, Pelecaniformes, Ardeidae. The transcript is spliced from 12 exons. Gene Ontology annotation, cellular component: nucleoplasm; cytosol.